Molecule: messenger RNA, 2997 nt
Organism: Episyrphus balteatus (marmalade hoverfly)
Lineage: Eukaryota; Metazoa; Arthropoda; Insecta; Diptera; Syrphidae
Gene: Egfrap
Product: EGFR adapter protein
Exons: 7
Coding region: 2042-2992 (316 amino acids)
Source: RefSeq, a predicted model, not a curated record
UGUCUGUCCAUGGAUGGGGAUAUAACCUUUUGAAGAUAAUGAUACUUUAUUUUUAUGUGUGUGGGAUGUCAAAUUGAACCAAAACCAAACGAAUUGUUCCUCGCGUGGGUUGACAUAUUGUGGUGGUAUAGAAAACCUACUUUUGAAGUUUUUUUUAUAUUUUUCUUUAUCAAAGAAAAGGCAUCAUAUGUCAACGGUCAUAUCUUAAUAUGGACACUCUGCCACUGUUACAAACAAACAAAAAAAAAAACUGCAAAUAACACCAAUUUUUUUCCUUUUGUUAAUUUUAUUUUAUUUUACAGGAAUACAAAAUAAAAAAAAAAGUUUAAAAAAAAAACACCAAAAGUGCUUAUAAAAAAAAAAAUCCAAACAAACGUUAUAGAAACUAGACACUUCUAUAGACAAAUUUCCCGGUACCAAAGGAAUCCCAUUAAAUCACCCAAAAAAUAACAGUACCCUUGCAAAUGUAUAUUCUUUAAACACACAUGUAGCACACACCUUAAAGUGACUUUUUUUACUUCUCCUAACCUAUCUGAUGGGCAUACUGGUUUGUGCAGAAAAGUCCCCAUUGUGCCGGUAGGGGGCGCCCGCAUGUUUCAAUAAAAAAAAAGUGGGCGAAAAUACUCCAAACACGAUCCAAAAAAAAAAUUAAAUACCUACACCUUCCCGCUAAAGAGAGCGUUCAAGUUAAAAAAAUAUCUUAAAGAUACUUUAGGGUAGGGGGCUACGGGGCAACUUGCAGCAAAAAUUGUGUUGGAAAAAAUGGAAAACACUGAACGCAUCGUUUCCAAUUCUACGAAUCAUCAAGAGAUCGACUUGCUGUAAAGUGUAUAAUCCUCUGUCGUGUGUGUUUGUAUAAAUAAGAAGGGGAGUUCAAAACUCUCAAUUGCACUUGGUCGCCGCGAUUGCAUUUGUGCAGCACACUCAUCGUUCAGAUGUGCAACUACUACCAUUGGCAGAGGUGAAGUUAUACAAACAAGUUUGUUUGCUGUGUGAGCAAAAAUACUCGUUUUUUUUUUUGUCCUGACCGUCCGCCCGCCGUCGUUGUCGGUCGUUAUUGCCCCUCGUCGUCAUUAAAAAUCGGUCCUCAUUUUGUAUAUCUGCAUCCAUAUGAAUAUGUUCUUUUUUUCUUCUCAAAUCUUAGUGAAUUAGUUGAAAAAUUAUAACCUAAAAGUGCAAGCAACAAAAUCUUUACCACAAUCAGAGUGCAUUCGGUGAGCUAUAGAUACUUCAUUUAUCUAUUCUAGAAAAAGAUAUACUCAGAAAAAAAAAAAAGUAUCUCAACUUAGCUAACAAAGAAGAAAACGGAUUUAAUAAACCUCAAAAUAAAUUUACAAAAGGAUUAACCAGCAAAGGAUUACAUUACCAACAACAACAACAAUAAUAACAGACUUGAAAAGGAAGGAAAAAAAAGGAAAAAUCCCGGCCUGGUAUAUCAGAGCAUCAUUUCACUUUAUAAGGGCCGACCGACGAGUGAGCAAAGAACUAACGUGUGGAACGUUGAACGUUUCCUCUCGGUCUCUUUCACUCAAUAAGGAAAUAGUAAUGCAUCCCCUUGGCAAUAAUUGGAUCCUUUGGCACCAACAUAAAUUCGAAUUUGAAAAUCAUUUAAUGGCUAAAAUUAAUGUCCGAAGAAAAAACUAAAAGAAAAUAAUAAAUAAAUAAACAAAAAAAAAAAAAAACAAAGAACGAAGGAAAAAAAAACUUUUCCGUUCAUUCUUCAGAUAUCAUCAGGCAAUUGUCGCCUUAAACGGGAAUUGAUUUAGGAAUUCGUUUCCAACCCAUCCCAUCUAUUCCACCACUCUCUCUCUCUCUCUCUGCAACCCACGCAGCAGAGUCCUUCUAACAAACAAAAUAAUACAAAAAAAAAAAAAGUAGAAUCCUUCUUGAGGACAAUAAUUUAUAAGGCGCCUUUCAAGUGAACACAGAGGAGCGAAAGAAGUAGAAUUAAAAAAGGAUAAAAAGAAAAAAAAAGAGAUUGACAAACAACAACAAACAAAAAAAAAACAAGAAGGAUAACUAGAAAACUAACUAUAAAGACAUGCAAGACGUUCGGAUUCGAGUUGAGCAGCCAACAACACAUGGCUCCCCCAGCAGCCAACGACGACCAAUUCAUCUUCUGCCGCAAAUAAGUUUAUCUUGCAAUGAUAACGACCCCCAUAUACCAAGAUCUCCCAGUUCUGAGGAGGAUAAUUCACCGACGGAAAUGAAUAACUGUAGACGAUUAGUUGAUAAGCCACCAUUGGUAAAACGCCUUACUAUGGGUCUCCUGCGUAACACAGAAGAUAGUCGACCAUUAGUGCACACAACAUCAUCCUCCCUCAACUCAGGCUCAUCACAAACCAUCUCCGAUGGCUAUGUGAACGAAGGCAUCUGUGAACCAGACAAAUUAAUUUCCGCCAAAUUUGGUGACUCCUGUCGGCAAUCGCUAACAGCAAUUCCCUCAUUAGAGUCACAUCGCCUGCAGGAUAAUAGUGAAUUUAGUUUCAAAAAGAAAUACCUUCGAGAGACUAGUAGUGCCAACUCAAGCCCAAAGAUGUUCGCUCCAACAGCACCUCUCCGGAUAGAUAGCCUUAGCCUCUCCGAACAAACCGAAUUAAAAGGUGCCGCCUGGUUUCAGGCCGGCAUUCCCCGUGAAAUAUCUCUCGAAGUGCUAUCACGACAAAAUCCCGGUGCAUUUCUUGUACGGCAGAGCAGUACAAAGCCUGGAUGCUUUGCACUGUCAUUGCGUGUCCCACCUCCAGCACCAAAGGUAGCCCACUAUUUGAUCCUGCGAACACCGCGAGGCUAUAAAAUCAAAGGAUUCACAAAGGAGUUCUCCUCGUUACGGGCCCUAAUUACACACCAUUCUGUGAUGCCAGAGUUGCUCCCAGUGCCGUUGUCCCUGCCGCGGCCGAAUACGAUGAUGCCGGCGCGACGUGAAAUGGACGAUUUCGAUACGUACGGAUCACUGAAUGACUUCCGGAAAAUGAUGUCUGACCUGAAUGUAUGACUUUU